GUGGGAUGUGUCCGUUCCGUCACAUCAGUGGGGAGAAGACGGUGGUGUGUAAACACUGGCUCAGAGGACUCUGUAAGAAGGGAGACCAGUGUGAGUUCCUACACGAGUACGACAUGACCAAGAUGCCCGAGUGCUACUUCUACUCCAAGUUCGGUGAGUGCAGUAACAAGGAGUGCCCCUUCCUCCACAUCGACCCAGAGUCUAAGAUCAAAGACUGUCCCUGGUAUGACAGAGGCUUCUGCAAACAUGGUCCAGACUGUAGACACCGCCACACCAGAAGAGUAAUCUGUAUGAACUACUUGGUUGGUUUCUGUCCAGAGGGCCGGUCCUGUAAAUUCAUGCACCCGCGGUUUGAGCUGCCGAUGGGGGCCACGGAACAGCCUCCUCUACCAGCACAGAUACUGGGUCACCAGAAGCCGUUGCCUUCGCUUGGCCGCUCGUCCCUGUCACUCAUCCAGCUGACCAAUCCUGGGGGAGGUGCAGGUCCUCACCAGCAUCAACACCAUCAACGCCAGCCGUACUCCUCUGGUCCCAGCAUGCAUCAGCACCACAACAACAUGGGAGGAGGGAACAGGGGUCCACGCCCACUAGACCAGGUCACCUGCUACAAGGUAAACAGAGACCACACACACACACACGUCUGUCACACAGCCCCCAACCUGUUUCAAUAUCAAUAUACCUGUGUUUGUGUCAGGCUGGGAUUCUAUCUAAUUGUUGGUCCACAAUGCAAUGUUCCCGCAUUCACAGUAAAAGCUGUAGAUUUCAUUCUGAAAUUGCCUUUUAAAAGCUGCAUUGUGGACCACCAGUGAUCAGAUUGAAUCCCA
Molecule: messenger RNA, 824 nt
Organism: Oncorhynchus keta (chum salmon)
Lineage: Eukaryota; Metazoa; Chordata; Actinopteri; Salmoniformes; Salmonidae
Product: cleavage and polyadenylation specificity factor subunit 4-like
Exons: 5
Coding region: 6-809 (267 amino acids)
Molecular function (GO): RNA binding; metal ion binding
Source: RefSeq, a predicted model, not a curated record